AUGGAAAACCGCACAUACCUUUGGGUUAAUCUGCUCAUGGAGGACCUACAGUAUGGAAUCGAGAGUGGGGAUAGGUUCAACAUUCGAGAUCUCGACCAUAUACCUAUGAGUGUCGAUGCAGCAUACGAAAAACUCCUAGAUAGACACACGGACAGUUUCCGCGGUCGCCGUGACGCUCUGCUCUUGCUACAUCUUGUUGUUGGUGCUAAACGACCGAUGACCGUGAAAGAGAUGGACGUGGCCUUCAAUCUGGCACAAGAAAGUCUAGAUGGCGCUUCUGAUUACGAUCUUGGCAACGAUUUCCUCGAUCGAGACCGUUUUACCACAAGGAUUCGAAACCUCUGUGGCUUUUUUGUUACCGUUGUGGACGACAAGAUUUGUCUCAUUCAUCAGACAGCAAAGGACUUUUUGCUUGCGCGGAACCCAGAAGUUGAGGUCGUUUCACGGCCGUUUGCCAUGAAUAAAGUCAUCGCGGGGGAAAAUCUUACAAAGCAUUGGAAAGAAUCUGUUCAUCGUUCGACAUAUAGCUCAUUAUGGGCUCAUGUUACCGUAUCUUGCUUGUUAAUUCUUGACUACGAGUCCAAAAACGUGCUUCCUGUUUAUGGCGACCGUGGCCAAAUACAAGCCCUCUUCAAGUAUUCUGCAAUACACUGGGGGGAUCACUUUCUCAAUGCAGCGUUCCCGCGGGAGCACACAAUCCAAUCGAAAGCACUUCGCCUAUACAACGCUGCUCAGGAUGGCUCAAGCUUUUGGUUUGAUUUGUAUCAAACGCAUCACUUCAAGGCAAAAUGUUCUCAAGUCCCACCCACCUCGCUAGUCGUUGCAUGUCUUUUAGGCCAUUCGUACCCUGCAGAGGUACUAAUCCAGGACUUGGAGCCUGAAGACGCACAGAACUCCAGGUCUCGGUUGGCUCCCGUCUUUGCGGCCGUACACGGGGGCCAUAAGGAAAUGAUUCAAGUCCUUCUACAUCGCGGCUUUAUUCAAGAAAGAACGGGUAUUCACGGCCUCGCUGUCAUGAUCGCGGCUGCGAAUGGUAACGCUGGCAUUAUUCAAUUGCUAGUGAAACCUCGAGAGGGGAUUGACAAUUUCGAGGGUGAAGACCAUCUUUACCGCCAAUGUUUUCACUGGGCUGUUACGUCUGUUCCAUCUCUUGGCUUUGAGGAAGUAAUAACUAAUCUGGCCGCCGACGAAUCCGCAUUUAGUUCUGCUUUCGAGUACGUUCUCGAGCAAGCAGCUAUACUUGGUCAGGAGAAAAUCUUCUGGUUGGUGAUGAACAAGUAUUGCGAUAAUCCUAAGUUUGCACAAUUGAAACAAGGGUAUCUUCACCUUGCCUUGCAGGCUGCAGCAAGAAAUGGCAGUAUCAAUCUCACAAAGCGGCUAUUAGAGAAGGGGGCAUCUCCCAACCCGACGUACGCUCGAGGGGGCAACGCUCGAGUGGGCAACAGGAAACCGCCGGAACAAAGCCCAUGGCCAGGUCUAGAGCACGCUGGACUUUACAAUCCUAGCUCUAGGGAAGGCGUUUACUUGGAAUUAUAUGACAACAUCUUGAGGGAGGCUAUGGUGGCAUAUGCAGGUAGAAGGGUUUCUAGAAACAUGGAGGCCCUCGUUUUCAAAAUGAGAACCCCACUGCUUUCAGCCGUGAUGAAGAAUUGUGCGAGUAUUGUUUCUUUGCUAGUUGACCAUGGAGCGAGCAUAAACAAGGCAUCGCCAGUGCCGAUUCCUGAACUUGGACGCGCGAAUGCUCUUGAGAUCUCACUGCAAAACAAUUUUUCCGAGAUCUCUGCCCUCCUGAUAACGAAUGGAGCAGAGGUCCAAAAAUUUCAGUCUCCAAGGCGGAGAGAACAACUUGGACGAAAUUUUGUUUCUGUCGCCAAAAAGUUGCUUGGAGAGAGUUUCUCUAUCAAAACGGUGGGCCGUUCAGGCUAUGAAGCUGCUGUGCGGACAGCAAAGCGCCUUCACUGUAAGGAGCUUGUGGCCGAAUUAUUGAAGAAAGAGCCUUCGCUUGUGUGUCGAGACGAAGGCUCGCGUGAUAUACUGAAUACCCUCCCACCUGAAAUCAGGCGCAUUGCCGAACAGGCGAAUAAACAGAUGGGGGAAUGGGAAUUGAAGGAAAAGAAUGCACGCAGAUAG
Molecule: messenger RNA, 2130 nt
Organism: Penicillium daleae
Lineage: Eukaryota; Fungi; Ascomycota; Eurotiomycetes; Eurotiales; Aspergillaceae
Exons: 1
Coding region: 1-2130 (709 amino acids)
Molecular function (GO): protein binding
Source: RefSeq, a predicted model, not a curated record